Anolis sagrei ordinatus is the source of this 3492-nucleotide messenger RNA. The record is from RefSeq and is a predicted model, not a curated record. Lineage: Eukaryota; Metazoa; Chordata; Lepidosauria; Squamata; Anolidae.
CAGGCCACGCCCCCUUCGUCGCCGCCAUGUCUGAGAGGAAGACAAGGAAGGGGGAAGCAGGGAAAUGAGGAUUGUGUGGAGCCACCUCUUGGGUGAAGUAAGGAAACCAGUAAUAUAGGAAGAAGAAGAAAUAAUCUCAAGGUGAUGCUCUUGCUGACUUCUUGAGUUCAGUUACAGAUAAGAAAGGGAAAUAAUACCAAGUAUCCGUAUUGCAAUUCAACAACCUUAUCACUGUUGACAUGGAGGAGAAAACAUUUAAAUGCCUGGAGUGCGGAAAGAGGUUUACUCAGAAGGUUGAUCUGCAGCAACAUGAAAGGACUCACACUGGGGAGAAGCCCUAUAAGUGCCUGGAGUGUGGCCAGAGCUGCACUCGGAGUUCAACUCUAUAUUUACAUGAACGGACUCACACUGGAGAGAAACCAUUUCAAUGCCUGGAGUGUCGAAAGAGCUUUACUGGUAAUGCAAGUCUACACAGACAUCAAAGAACACACACUGGGGAGAAACCUUAUAAAUGCCUUGAGUGUGGACAGAGCUUCAGUCAGAAUGGAAAUCUACGUGUGCAUCAAAGGACUCACACUGGGGAGAAACCAUUUCAAUGCCUGGAGUGUCGAAAGAGCUUUACUGGUAAUGCAAGUCUACAUAGACAUCAAAGAACACACACUAGGGAGAAACCUUAUACAUGCCUCGAUUGUGGACAGAGCUUCAGUCAGAAUGGAAAUCUACGUGUGCAUCAAAGGAUUCACACUGGGGAGAAACCCUAUACAUGCCUGGAGUGUGGCCAUAGCUUCAUUAACAAUUCAAAUCUACGUUCUCAUCAAAGGACUCACACUGGGGAGAAACCCUAUACAUGCCUGGAGUGUGGACAGAGCUUCACUCAAAAUUCAGGUCUACGUUCGCAUCAAAGGACUCACACUGGGGAGAAACCCUAUACAUGCCUGGAAUGUGGACAGAGCUUCACUCAUAAUUCAGGUCUACGUAUGCAUCAAAGGACUCACACUGGGGAGAAACCCUAUAAAUGUCUGGAGUGUGGAAAGAGCUUCACUCAGAAUUCACAUCUACAGAGGCAUCAAAGGAUACACACUGGGGAGAAACCGUUUAAAUGCUUCGAUUGUGGACAGAGCUUCACUGAGAAUGGAAAUCUACAUAUACAUCAAAGGAUUCACACUGGGGAGAAAUCCUACAAAUGCUUGGAUUGUGGACAGGGUUUCAUUGGGAGUUCAAAUCUACGUUCACAUCAAAGGAUUCACACUGGAGAGAAACCCUACAAAUGCCAGCAGUGUGGACAGAGCUUCAUUAGGAUUACACAGCUACGUUCACAUCAAACAACUCACACUGGGGAGAAACCGUUUAAAUGCUUGGAGUGUGGACAGGGUUUCACUGUGAAUGCAAGUCUACAUAGACAUCAAAGAACUCACACUGGGGAGAAACCUUAUACAUGCCUGGAUUGUGGACAGAGCUUCAGUCAGAAUGGAAGUCUAUGUGUGCAUGAAAGGACUCACACUGGGGAGAAACCCUAUAAAUGCUUGGAGUGUGGACAGAAAUUUUCACAGCAUGGACAUCUACGUUUGCAUCAAAGGACUCACACUGGUGAGAAACCCUAUGCAUGCCUGGAAUGUGGAAAGAGCUUCAGUAAUAAUGGAAAUCUACGUGUGCAUGAAAGGACCCACACUGGGGAGAAACCCUAUAAAUGCUUGGAGUGUGGACACAGCUUCACUCAGAUUGGAAAUCUACGUGUGCAUCAAAGGACCCACACUAGGGAGAAACUCUAGAAAUGCAUGGUGUGUGGAAAGAGCUUCUCUGAGAGUUCAAAUCUACAUAGACCUACAAUUCACAUUGGAAAGAACGGUAGUAUUUGACCCCAGAGAGACUCCCGAAAACAGAGCUUUCCAAACGUUUCAUGUUGGUGACAUCCUUUCGCAACAUGGUAAUUCAGUUCAACAUGUGACCAGAGCUUAAACCAACCUCUUAUAAGAUUUUGAAUAUAAAUAUAAUAUAAUAAUAUUGACAGAUUUGUUUUAUAUACUCAAUACUACAUAAACAAGUCUUAUAUCUUUUCAAAAUCGUUAAUAGACUUACACUUAUUCCAGCCAAAUCUUAGCUUAUAUCCUUCUAGGUAGAGUAAAACUCGAUUUUCUAAUCUAACCCACUCCUUUAGCCUUCCUAAUUCUAAUAUUUAAUAUUUCUAACAUCCACAUGAUAGUCAAGGAUGUCAAAGGGCAUAUGGAUUUCUGCCUAUAUGUUGGUUGCAUGGCUCCAAGUUUGAUUUUUAUUUUUAUACUUUAAUUAUUAAAUACACGGGUUAUCCGGAAAGUAAGGUUACAAGGCAUGUAGCUCUCAUGGGGAAUGUUGGUAUCAUUGCCAUGUAGUGUGAAGCCAGUGGAAGCGAACGAGCAGUGCCAGUUGUCAGUAGCUCAUCGACUACUGUGGUCAUUGCUAAUAGUCAACAGGGAUUCAUCAAAAACAAGUCAUGCAAGACUAACUUGAUCUCUUUCUUUGAUAGAAUUACAAGCUGGGUAGAUGUUCUAUUCUGCCUUGGUUAGACCACACCUGGAAUACUGUGUCCAAUUCUGGGCACCACAAUUGAAGAGAUAUUGACAAGCUGAAUGUGUCCAGAGGAAAGUGACUAUAAUGAUCAAGGGUCUGGAGAACAAGGCCUAUGAGGAGCAUCUUAAAGAGCUGGACAUGUUUAGCCUGCAAAGGAGAAGACUGAGAGGAGACAUGAUAGCCAUGUAUAAAUAUGUGAGGAGAAGUCAUAGCGAGGAUGGAGCAAACUUGUUUUCUGCUGCCCUGGAGACUAGGACACAGAGCAGUGGCUUCAAACUACAAGAAAGCAGAUUACACCUGAACAUUAGGAAGAACUUCCUAACUGUGAGAGCUGUUCACCAGAGGGACUCUCUACCCCGGAGUGUGGUGGAGGCUCCUUCUAUGGAGGCUUUUAAACAGGCUGGAUGGUGCUUUGAACACGAUUGUCCUGCUUCUUGGCAGAAUGGGGUUGGACUGGAUGGCCCACGAGGUUUCUUCCAACUCUAAGAUUCUAUGACUGGAAUUGUGGUGAAGGUUAAAAGUGAGCGUCCUUAUUCUGCUUCCCUCCAAGUGCAAAGUUCUCACUGUAUGAGGAACAUCCAGAAAGUCAGGUUACGAGAUUUUUUAAAAUACAAAGAAUGAAAAUGUUUGAAUAAAACUUACAUGGAUUAUAGCAUAGGUGUUAGAUUAUUUUUCCAUAUGAUCGCCAUUCAGUUCAAUACAUUUUGUCAUCUGUGAUGUCUUGGACUUUUCCAUUUGUGCUCAGUUUUAGGGGUGGAGCUUAAACCCUCCUAUAGGCCUGGCUCUGUUGGUUUAGCCUUUUUGCCUCAGAGCUUGUCUGAAAGGGUUUUCCCUCCUUAUUCUGGGUUAGAGCUUUAGAGAAGAAGGCCAGACAUUGUCUGGGUUUCUUGGCCUGGCAAUCUAAACAGGCAUUCUAUAGCAUGUAUAUACCUCAUCAUAGCUGUGUGU